AUGAAUCGACUAUUCGGUACAAAGAAUGCGGCUCCAAAGCCAACCCUUGACGGUGCCAUCUCAAAUGUAGACAACCGCAUCUCAAGCAUCGACGUCAAGCUCGCUGCCCUGAAUUCGGAACUCUCCACAUAUCAAACCAAAAUCGCCAAGAUGCGCGACGGACCAGGCAAGAAUGCCCUUCGACAGAAGGCCCUCAAGGUGCUACAGCGUCGGAAGCAAUACGAGUCGCAGCGGGAUCAGCUAUCGCAGCAAUCGUGGAAUAUGGAGCAGGCUGGGAUGAUGCAGGAUAAUCUCAAGAAUACGAUGACGACAGUCGAUGCGAUGAAAACGACCACGAAGACCUUGAAGAAGCAGUAUGGCAAAAUCGAUGUGGAUCAGAUCGAACGCAUGCAGGACGAGAUGGCAGAUCUGAUGGACAUGGGUAAUGAGAUUCAGGAAAGCAUCUCCCGCUCCUACGAUGUCCCUGAGGAUGUGGAUGAGGCGGAACUGGAUGCCGAACUUGAGGCACUAGGAGAGGAAUCAAUGUUCGAGAGCUCGAUGGGUGAGAGCGCAAUGCCGAGCUUCUUGCAGGACGAGGUGGCGCCGCCUCAGUUCAUCGAUGAGCCUCCGGAACAAGGCAAGGUCAAGGAGCCUGCUGGUGGCUUGGGCUAG
Molecule: messenger RNA, 651 nt
Organism: Aspergillus wentii DTO 134E9
Lineage: Eukaryota; Fungi; Ascomycota; Eurotiomycetes; Eurotiales; Aspergillaceae
Product: putative SNF7 family protein (Cta1)
Exons: 2
Coding region: 1-651 (216 amino acids)
Biological process (GO): late endosome to vacuole transport via multivesicular body sorting pathway; vesicle budding from membrane
Cellular component (GO): multivesicular body
Source: RefSeq, a predicted model, not a curated record